Messenger RNA from Necator americanus (New World hookworm), 555 nucleotides. RefSeq lists its product as uncharacterized. The transcript has a single exon. Bases 1 to 555 code for a protein of 184 amino acids. The record is from RefSeq and is a predicted model, not a curated record. Lineage: Eukaryota; Metazoa; Nematoda; Chromadorea; Rhabditida; Ancylostomatidae.
AUGGAUCAUCCCACCGCAAUAAAUAUAACAUUGGAGGUCCCACGAAUCAAAAACUCAUCAGAUAUAACAUUCAAUGAACGAUUUAACCUAAAGCAUGUGCAAAUUCAGCUUAUUUACUCAUUCCAUCAAUCACAACCUUGGUUACUUCCAACAUCAUUCCGUGCAACGAAGGUAGGCCGCGACGCGAGUUUCGAGGUCAACUCGUCCGUUCACAAAGUCGAACAGUUGCUUUGCGUUGAAUCCGUGUUCUCUCGCUCAUUCCACUCCUAUGGUCUCUCUUUCUUUUUCCAAGUCGCUGCUGGGAUUAUUGCUUCGGGACUCAUCAGCCAAUGUGAAGAAGCAGCUCAAAUGCUCGCGGAUCGCUUGCCGAACGCCCUGCUUUCUCUUUGGAUCUCUCCACGAAACUUCAUUAAAAGUACAUCGGCGAUUAUGGAGGCUGAAUAUUAUAGACGACCUGUGGAGCAGUUAAGGAACCAGGACCUAUUGCUUUUCUCCCGAAUUCCAUCUGAACUUUAUCUCGCACUAAAUACUUUCUCACAAGAGUACCAAGCUUAA